AUGGCCCAUCAUGUGUUGUUUGAUGUGGGCUUUGUCAUGUCAUUUGAUGAUUUUCCAAUUUUGUUCAUGACAGGUCAGAAGUUGUCUGGUGUUGCUGGAAGCCCAGCAUAUGUAGCACCAGAAGUUCUCUUGGGGGACUAUUCUGAGAAAGUAGAUAUUUGGGCAGCCGGUGUUCUCCUCCACUUGCUGCUGGUUGGUGAGCUACCAUUCAAUGGUGGAUCUUUGGAAGCUGUCUUUGAGGCAAUUAAAAAGACCGAGCUUGAUUUUACAUGUGGGGUGUGGGAGUCAAUAUCGGAGCUAGCACGGGACCUGCUUAGUAGGAUGCUGACUCGGGAUGUCUCAAAAAGGAUCACGACUGAUGAAAUUUUAAAUCACUCGUGGAUUUUAUUCUAUACAAAAUGCCCAUCCGAGGUGAUGCGAAGAAAAUCUGUAAGAAAAAACAUUAAACCCAUAAUCGAUGUCGAGAGAAUUGCUGCAGCCAUCAGCAGCACUCUGUCUACAGAGAGUUCAAGUUCAAAGUCCGAGGAGCAGGAUGGCUGUUGCUUUGUCGAUGCUCUCGCAGCUGCCAUGUCACGUGUUUCAAUCUCUGAGACGAAGCGCACCAGGCUGUGCGGCCCUGUGAGUCCAAUCCAGCAGCAGUGCUCUUCUAACAUGGAAUCUAACCUCUGUACAGCAUUCUGA
This is a messenger RNA of Musa acuminata AAA Group (dessert banana), 681 nucleotides long. Its product is annotated as serine/threonine-protein kinase PEPKR2-like. Gene Ontology annotation, cellular component: cytoplasm; nucleus. The record is from RefSeq and is a predicted model, not a curated record. Bases 1 to 681 code for a protein of 226 amino acids. NCBI's taxonomy places the organism in Eukaryota, Viridiplantae, Streptophyta, Magnoliopsida, Zingiberales, Musaceae. Gene Ontology annotation, molecular function: calcium/calmodulin-dependent protein kinase activity; calcium-dependent protein serine/threonine kinase activity; calmodulin binding. Gene Ontology annotation, biological process: peptidyl-serine phosphorylation; intracellular signal transduction; protein autophosphorylation. The transcript is spliced from 2 exons.